Molecule: messenger RNA, 3782 nt
Organism: Tribolium madens (black flour beetle)
Lineage: Eukaryota; Metazoa; Arthropoda; Insecta; Coleoptera; Tenebrionidae
Gene: AP-2alpha
Product: AP-2 complex subunit alpha
Exons: 12
Coding region: 199-3009 (936 amino acids)
Biological process (GO): clathrin-dependent endocytosis; intracellular protein transport
Cellular component (GO): membrane coat; AP-2 adaptor complex
Molecular function (GO): clathrin-cargo adaptor activity
Source: RefSeq, a predicted model, not a curated record
AAGCGUCCUCUAGCCGAAAACUCGAGCUGUCAAUUUGCCCAUGUAUUUGUGGAGUGGCAAAGAUUGAUGUGUAAAAAGGAUAUUUUGUUGACAAUUGACCCUAUUUAUUGGCUGUUUGUGUAGAUAAAUAAUCGGAGAAGUCGGAUAUUUAAAGAAAAUUUAGGAGGAUUUUGGAGGAAAGAAGCGAUUUCAGCCAACAUGCCGGCAGUGCGAGGAGAUGGCAUGCGUGGCUUGGCCGUAUUUAUUUCCGAUAUAAGAAAUUGUAAAAGCAAAGAAGCGGAGAUCAAACGCAUUAACAAGGAACUCGCGAAUAUAAGGAGCAAGUUCAAAGGAGAUAAGACUUUGGAUGGGUACCAGAAGAAGAAAUACGUUUGUAAACUACUCUUCAUAUUUUUACUCGGACAUGACAUUGAUUUCGGGCAUAUGGAAGCUGUAAAUCUCCUAUCAUCCAACAAAUACUCUGAAAAGCAAAUAGGAUAUUUAUUUAUUUCAGUGCUAGUCAAUACUAAUAGUGAGCUGAUUAAACUCAUAAUUCAAAGUAUUAAAAAUGAUUUGGCUUCAAGAAACCCAAUUCAUGUUAACUUGGCAUUGCAAUGUAUUGCCAAUAUUGGCAGCAGAGAAAUGGCUGAAGCUUUUGGUAAUGAAAUACCAAAACUUCUUGUCUCUGGCGAUACUAUGGAUGUAGUUAAACAAAGUGCAGCUCUCUGUCUUCUGCGUUUAUUCAGAACGUCACAAGAAAUUAUCCCAGGAGGAGAAUGGACUUCACGUAUUAUACAUCUGCUAAAUGAUCAACACAUGGGGGUAGUAACAGCCGCGACAAGUCUCAUAGACGCAUUAGUUAAGAAGAACCCAGAGGAGUACAAAGGCUGCGUUUCUCUUGCCGUUUCACGCUUAAGUAGAAUCGUCACGGCCAGUUAUACUGAUUUACAAGACUACACAUACUAUUUCGUACCAGCACCUUGGCUCUCCGUCAAACUCUUACGUCUACUGCAAAACUAUACUCCACCAGCUGAAGAUCCAGGGGUGCGUGGCCGGUUGAACGAAUGUUUAGAAACCAUAUUGAAUAAAGCCCAAGAACCUCCAAAAUCGAAGAAAGUGCAACACUCAAAUGCUAAAAAUGCCGUACUAUUCGAGGCCAUUAGUUUAAUUAUUCACAAUGACAGCGAAGCGAAUUUGUUGGUGCGUGCUUGUAACCAAUUGGGCCAAUUUUUGAGCAACCGAGAAACAAAUUUGCGUUAUUUGGCUUUGGAAUCGAUGUGUCAUUUAGCAACGUCUGAAUUUUCUCACGAAGCUGUUAAGAAACACCAAGAAGUUGUUAUCUUGUCAAUGAAAAUGGAAAAAGAUGUUUCAGUAAGACAGCAGGCUGUUGAUUUGUUAUACGCCAUGUGUGAUAAGAGCAAUGCUGAAGAGAUCGUCCAAGAGAUGUUGAAUUAUUUGGAAACGGCUGAUUACUCAAUUAGGGAAGAAAUGGUCCUAAAAGUCGCAAUUUUGGCCGAGAAAUACGCCACUGAUUACACUUGGUAUGUUGAUGUUAUUUUAAAUUUGAUAAGAAUCGCGGGCGAUUAUGUAUCUGAAGAAGUCUGGUAUCGAGUUAUACAAAUCGUUAUCAACCGAGAUGAAGUUCAAGGUUACGCUGCUAAAACAGUCUUUGAAGCUUUGCAAGCACCCGCGUGUCAUGAAAAUAUGGUCAAAGUUGGCGGUUACAUUCUGGGAGAGUUUGGUAAUUUGAUUGCCGGGGAUCAAAGAUCUUCACCAUCAGUUCAAUUCCAACUUCUCCACUCGAAAUAUCACUUAUGUUCGCCGAUGACUCGAGCUUUGUUACUCUCGACUUAUAUCAAAUUCAUUAAUUUGUUCCCUGAAAUACGGACUCAAGUACAAGAAGUUUUCAAACAACACAGUAACUUGAGAUCAGCUGAUGCCGAAUUGCAACAAAGAGCUUCGGAAUAUUUGCAAUUAAGUAUUAUUGCAAGUUCGGACGUUUUGGCCACAGUAUUGGAAGAAAUGCCGGCUUUCCCCGAACGAGAGAGCUCAAUUCUUGCUGUUUUGAAGAAGAAAAAACCAGGGAGGGUUCCAGAAAAUGAAAUUAAGGAGAACAAAAGUCCAACACCUGUGGCCAAUCACAACAACGAUGUAAAUAACAGUAGUGCCGUUUCUGGAGAUUUACUCGGAUUGUCAACCCCACCAACAGCACAACCAAAUUCUGGUAACACUGGUGUGCUCUUAGACGUCCUUGGGGACAUUUAUGGGGGCAAACAAGCAAAUAAUACGAACAGUGCCACUCAACCUGUCAACAUGUACAACCCCAAGAAGUUCGUGUGUAAAAGUAAUGGAGUUUUAUUCGAAAAUGACUUGAUCCAAAUAGGUGUUAAAAGCGAGUUUCGUCAGAAUUUAGGCCGACUUGGUUUGUUUUACGGAAAUAAGACUAACGUCCCUUUGCAAAAUUUCGUACCGACAUUGUCUUGGCCUGAUGAUCAGGCUUCAAAGCUGAGUAUUCAAAUGAAGCCUGUCGAGCCGGUCCUUGAAGCUGGUGCUCAAAUUCAACAAAUGAUCAACGCCGAGUGUGUAGAUGAUUAUACCGGUACCCCAAGUAUAGUGCUCAGUUUUCUUUAUCUCAACGUUCCCCAGAAAAUAACGAUCAAACUUCCAUUGACGAUUAAUAAAUUCUUUGAACCGACUGAAAUGAACGGUGAAUCGUUUUUCGCAAGGUGGAAAAAUCUAGGAAGCACGAAUCAGCAAAGAUCUCAGAAAAUAUUUAGAGCGACUCAACAGAUGGAUUUGCAAGCCGCUAGAACAAAAAUCAUGGGAUUUGGGAUGCAACUCUUAGAUGGAAUUGAUCCAAAUCCUGAUAAUUUUGUCUGUGCUGGGAUUAUUCACAUGCGGUCACAACAAGUCGGAUGUCUUCUCCGUUUAGAACCGAACAAGAGUGCACAAAUGUACAGACUGACGGUGCGCUCUAGUAAAGAAAGCGUCUCAAUAGAAAUUUGUGAUCUUCUAGCGGAUCAAUUUUAAUUAAUUUAGAAAAUUGUGUAAUUAAGAGUGCAUUCCAUAGUAGACUUACCUUAUCAUUAAAAAAUUAAUAUAUUGAAAAUUUUGCACAGACAUGCGCUCUUCUUUUGUUUGAGAUUCGCUUGCAGUAAAAAUAUUAGAAAGAGAAUGUUCUUUGAGACAAUAUGUAAGUGUGUGACGUUAGUGUUGCUUGUUGACAGUUAAUUUAUAGGAAUAUGAAUUUUUUGCUGAAUUCAUCAAGUUUAGACCUCUUAUUCGGAAGAAAAGGGUCCAUUGCGGAAAAAUUAAAUGUACAAUAAUUGUAUAUCAAAUAAACUUUUUUUUUUCUUAAAACAGAUCUGUUGCACUCGAAUUAAACCAAAAAAGCUAAGGUGGGUCAAACGAUAUUCUUGAAUGUAUAUUAAAAAUCCAAUAUGAAAUAAAAUUAUAUCACUAGAGACGUGUAACUUGUGUUAUAUUGUUAUUAUAUCAUACCAGAGGAUAGUCGACGAGUUAAUAAAUAAAUUGUUCUUCAUAUUUUGAGGAGUUUAAAACAGUUAACUUUCUACUGUCCUCAGAUAUAUUUUUUACCAUUUAUUACAAUAACUGAUUACGUUGUGUAGUAUGCAUUGAAUUAUUAUUUGUAUAUGUUGAUUGUAUAAAUAAGUAAAAUAUUGAUUUAGUAAUAUAAAACUCUUUGCAAUUCCAUUUUUGUAUUCCUUUUUUUAUAUCAUCUACAAAGUGCAUGAUACUUUAUGUAAAAAUAAUAUUGUGUAAUAUAUGAAUUCAAAGCUAAA